Molecule: messenger RNA, 678 nt
Organism: Trichoderma atroviride IMI 206040
Lineage: Eukaryota; Fungi; Ascomycota; Sordariomycetes; Hypocreales; Hypocreaceae
Source: RefSeq, a predicted model, not a curated record
UAGUGUUUCUAGAAGGGCUUUAAAUCCAGGGUGCAGCGUAAGACUUGUGUGAUGUAGAUCUUGAAUUUUGUUUUUAGGAUGCUUACGAGUGGCAGCGGGCUGGAGAUGGCAGAUAAGAUUUAUGAGAGGUGCUUAUGAGAUUUGCUCGCGUAUCAGUGCAGUCAGAGCUGUUUGUUGAUGCUUGAAGCCAACGCGUUGGUGAGGCAUGCCAACAUGCCAAAUCGCCAACGCGGCAUGUGCCUACAAAAGGUCUCACGAGGUACAUUGCAUUGCAUGUACAUGAAUACGAAGCAACAGCAACGCCGCAGACAGAAAAGAAAAAAACCAGAGUCAGUACAGACAAAAAAGGACCCGCAAGCACAUGCAAAUUCGCCAACUCGCCGCUAAGCCCCAAUAACCCGUUCUCGGUGGGCUGUUGAGGAAAGACUGCACGAGGGCCUCUCCACGCACUAGGCUCUAAGAGCGAGGGCUGCCCGUCGAAUUCAACAAAGUUGAUCCCUGGAGAGCGAGUUGAUGGAGUCUAGACGAUGGACACGGCAAAUUAGAGCCCGUUAUCUGCCAAUAGAUUGCCAGCUAAUACGCUCAGCUAAUGCUAUCUAGAGCUGUGUCUGUGUCUCAGUAGGGGCAUCUGUACUUCAAGUUGCAUGUCACAAAUACACCAGGAGAAGACAAUUGGAA